ACGAGGGGCUAUGGGACAUCCUCAUCAAAGACAUCCCCAAGGAGGUGACCUCCUACACGUUCAGCAUGGACAUCCUGAAGCCAGGCGUGAGCUACGACUUCCGGGUCAUUGCAGUCAACGACUACGGCUUCGGCACCCCCAGCAGCCCCUCCCAGUCGGUGCCAGCCCAGAAAACCAACCCGUUCUACGAGGAGUGGUGGUUCCUGGUGGUCGUCGCCCUGGUCGGCCUCAUCUUCAUCCUGCUCCUGGUCUUCGUGCUCAUCAUCCGGGGCCAGAGCAAGAAGUACGCCAAGAAGACGGACUCAGGGAACAGUGGCAAGGCUGGUGCCCUGGGCCAUGGGGAGAUGAUGAGCUUGGAUGAGAGCAGUUUCCCUGCCCUGGAACUCAACAACCGGCGCCUCUCCGUCAAGAACUCCUUCUGCCGGAAGAACGGCCUGUACACCAGGUCUCCGCCCCGGCCUAGCCCGGGCAGCCUGCACUACUCCGAUGAGGAUGUCACCAAGUACAACGACCUCAUCCAGGCCGAGAGCAGCAGCCUGACCGAGAAGCCCUCGGAAGUCUCCGACUCUCAGGGAAGCGACAGCGAGUACGAGGUCGACCAGAACCACCAGAAGGCCCACUCCUUCGUCAACCACUACAUCAGCGACCCCACCUACUACAACUCCUGGCGGCGGCAGCAGAAGGGCAUCUCGCGGGCCCAGGCCUACAGCUACACGGAGAGCGACUCGGGGGAGCCGGACCACGCCACCGCGGCCAACACCAGCAGCAUCCAGCAGGGCAGCCUCUUCCGGCCCAAGGCCAGUCGGACCCCCACGCCCCAGAACCCCCCGAACCCCCCGAGCCAGCAGAGCACCCUCUACCGCCCCCCCAGCAGCCUGGCCCCCGGCUCCCGGGCUCCUAUAGCAGGAUUUUCAUCGUUCGUUUGACGUCCGAAGAGGAACAAGAAAGACGGCACCGGACUCCCCUCCACCGUCCCCGCACCGCCUGCCAGAAAACAAAAACACCAGGAAACCGAGUCAGCUGUUCACCUCCUGAGUUUAUUUUUCCAGAGAUUCCAGGGCCAGCAGAGCCGGAGGGGGAAGGAGGGAGAAGAAAACCAGGAGCCCACGUGUGGCCAGCAGCCGGUCAGCGUCGUGACUGCGGGUGGGCGCAGAGCUGCGGAGCCGCCGGCGUGCACAGGAGUGGGUUGGGCCCCUGGAAAGAGCGGGAGAAGAGGCACAGGCCUGGCUGAGGGGAGAAGCUUCUGGAAGCCUGAGCAGCUUCCCCCCUUCCAACACGUGCUGGAGCGCUGGGCCCGCGGCUGGCUGGUGCUAUGCAAGGAUGGGUGUCACUGGGCACAGCUCUCCUCUCUCUUCACCCAACCACUGCCAUGCGUGUCCCUGUUACUAGUGGGCAUUGGUGGUCCCUGCCACCCCCUGCUGCCCCCUGUCCUGCUCCUCACCCUCACGGCCCCCUCCUCACCCUCACU
Molecule: messenger RNA, 1468 nt
Organism: Myotis lucifugus (little brown bat)
Lineage: Eukaryota; Metazoa; Chordata; Mammalia; Chiroptera; Vespertilionidae
Gene: SDK2
Product: sidekick cell adhesion molecule 2
Exons: 5
Molecular function (GO): protein binding
Source: RefSeq, a predicted model, not a curated record